Molecule: messenger RNA, 196 nt
Organism: Racocetra fulgida
Lineage: Eukaryota; Fungi; Glomeromycota; Glomeromycetes; Diversisporales; Gigasporaceae
Source: the annotation of a GenBank genome assembly
AUGGUUAAACAAAAGAAAUAUCAAAUUCUAGGCGGAGAAAAAGUUAGAGGCCUAGGCGGCCGACCUCGCAAAUACCCUACUAAUGCCGAAAAACAACGAGCCUAUAAAUUAAGACGCAAACAAAAGCAAUUAGGCUACGGGGCCGAAUUAAGAAAUUAUCGCCUAACUGAAACUAAAACCUCUACCAUUCAGAAAG